AUGGGUAUUCCCCAACAAAUUCCUCGAAAAAAACAUGCUGGGUGUAGAAUAGUAGAGGGGGCAACUGCAAUUUCACAGGAUUCCGGCAUCCUCACAUCUGUGGGUACUGCAGGGGUUAACACCAUGCCGUCGCAUGUUCUUUCAGUAGUAAAGAGCAGGCCGCAGCAGCAGGACCAACUGUCAAUUCAAAGUCUGCCCCUUCCCUUUUUAGGCCAAACAAAAAAUAAAGUGGUUACACCAGUUAAAAUCGAGAAAUUACUGUUUCACUUGCUUGGUCACCAGCACUAUGGGUAUUUGGUUAAAGGUUUUUCACAGGGAUUUGAUAUUGGUUACAUUGGUCCUAGACGUCCUGUGGAAUGCAAAAAUUUAAAAUCUUGCUACGAAUUCCCUUCAGUUAUACAACAACAUAUUGAAUCGGAGUUAGCAUUGUCGCGCAUUCAAGGUCCUUUCAAAGUAAAACCUUUUCCCAAUUUUCAGUUAAGUCCAAUAGGUUUGGUUAAAAAGAAAACUCCUGGUCAAUAUCGAUUUAUUCAAAACCUAAGUCACCCAAAAGGUAACUCCUUCAAUGACUUCAUUCGACCAGAAUUAGCUAUGGUCAAGUACAUGUCAUUCGAUGAUGCAGCAUUACUGGUCCGUCAGCUGGGCCAAGCUUGUUACAUGGCCAAAACCGAUAUUGCAAAUGCUUUCAGAAUCAUUCCUAUUCGUCCAGAGGACCAUGAAUUGUUAGGUUUCCAGUUUGGGGAUGCAUAUUAUUACAAUGUAUGCCUGGUUAUGGGUAGCUCAUCUUCAUGUGCCAUUUUUGAAACUUAG
Molecule: messenger RNA, 810 nt
Organism: Mercenaria mercenaria
Lineage: Eukaryota; Metazoa; Mollusca; Bivalvia; Venerida; Veneridae
Exons: 1
Coding region: 1-810 (269 amino acids)
Source: RefSeq, a predicted model, not a curated record